Messenger RNA from Penicillium salamii, 732 nucleotides. The record is from the annotation of a GenBank genome assembly. Lineage: Eukaryota; Fungi; Ascomycota; Eurotiomycetes; Eurotiales; Aspergillaceae.
AUGCGUUACUUCUUCGCUGCCUCUGUCCUGGCCGCCGGUGCCAUGGCCACCAGCGCCACCGACUACCUCAAGUGCGCCAGCGCUGCCCUUGGCUCAGCCGACACCUCUACCUUUGAUGACUGCGCCAGCAAGUCGGCCCAAGAAUGCCUCUGCGACAACAAAGAUGCCCUAUCCAAACUGAGCAAGGAAGCCGCAGAGGCCUGCUCCGGCGUCGACCUGAGCUCCCUCACCGAUGCCCUCUGCAGCAGCUCCCGUGAGGUCGAGGCCGCUCCCGCCCGCCACGCCUCCAGCCCCAUGAUGCUGGCUGACCCGCUUAACAAGCGUGCCUUUGCCCCCCAGGCCGAGAGCCCUGCUUCUGCCGUCCCUGCCGUCCCUCGCGUUGUCUACGUGACCGAGACGAAGACUGAUUGCAGCUGCAAGAGCACCUCUGCCCCUGACUCCAAGUUGGCACACAUCUCCCAGAUCCCAGUUGAUGUUCCUGCUAGCGCUAGUGGUAGCGCCAUGCCCAGCAUGGCUGUUGCCUCCAGCCCUGCUGGUCACUCCCACGUCCCCAUGGGCGCUGCCUCCUCCGUUGCUUUCGGCUCACAGGCUUCGGCUGCUACCCCCAUGCCUUCUGGUGCGGACCCCAACCGCUACUCGUCAUUCCAGGGCGCCGCGGCGCCCAGUGCUUCCGUGCACGGUGUUGCAGCGGUCGGUGUCGCUGCUGUCAUGGCCUUGAUGGUUGCCCUGUAA